This is a messenger RNA of Teleopsis dalmanni, 273 nucleotides long. Its product is annotated as histone H1-I-like. The annotation marks the transcript as partial. The record is from RefSeq and is a predicted model, not a curated record. Lineage: Eukaryota; Metazoa; Arthropoda; Insecta; Diptera; Diopsidae. The transcript is spliced from 3 exons.
AUGACUCAUAUUUUACAGACUCAAAAAGCUCUGAAAGCUCUGAAAGCUCUGAAAGCUCUGAAAGCUCCGAAAGCUCCGAAAGCUCCGAAAGCUCCGAAAGCUCCGAAAGCUCAAAAAGCUCAAAAAGCUCCGAAAGCUCCGAAAGCUAAAGCUCUGAAAGCUCUGAAAGCUCUGAAAGCUCUGAAAGCUCCGAAAGCUCCGAAAGCUCCGAAAGCUCCGAAAGCUCCGAAAGCUCAAAAAGCUCAAAAAGCUCCGAAAGCUCCGAAAGCUCCG